Nyctereutes procyonoides (raccoon dog) is the source of this 2112-nucleotide messenger RNA. It is a transcript of the gene HTRA1, whose product is annotated as HtrA serine peptidase 1. The record is from RefSeq and is a predicted model, not a curated record. The transcript is spliced from 9 exons. Gene Ontology annotation, biological process: programmed cell death; proteolysis; positive regulation of apoptotic process. Gene Ontology annotation, molecular function: serine-type endopeptidase activity; protein binding. The coding region runs from base 98 to 1570 and encodes 490 amino acids. NCBI's taxonomy places the organism in Eukaryota, Metazoa, Chordata, Mammalia, Carnivora, Canidae. Gene Ontology annotation, cellular component: extracellular region.
CGCGCGCACUCACAGCCGCUCCGCCCGGCGCCGCUCUCCGGUCCUCGCCAGCCCGCCCGCCGCCGCCGCCGUCGGAGCCGCCGCCGUCGGAGCCGCCAUGCAGCCCCCGCGCGCCCCGGGCGUCCCGCCGCCGCCGCCGCCGCCGCUGCUGCUGCUGCUGCCGCUGCUGCUCCUCGCGGCGCCCGCCCCCGCGCAGCCGUCCCGGGCCGGACGCUCGGCGCCCGCGGCCGCCGGGUGCCCGGAGCGCUGCGAGCUCGCGCGCUGCCCCCCGCCGCCGGGGCCCUGCGAGGGCGGCCGCGUCCGCGACGCGUGCGGCUGCUGCGAGGUGUGCGGCGCGCCCGAGGGGGCGGCGUGCGGCCUGCAGGAGGGCCCGUGCGGCGAGGGGCUGCGGUGCGUGGUGCCCUCCGGGGUGCCCGCCUCGGCCACGGUGCGGCGGCGCGCGCAGGCCGGCGUCUGCGUGUGCGCCAGCGGCGAGCCGGUGUGCGGCAGCGACGCCAACACCUACGCCAACCUGUGCCAGCUGCGCGCCGCCAGCCGCCGCGCCGAGAGGCUGCACCAGCCGCCGGUCAUCGUCCUGCAGCGCGGCGCCUGCGGCCAAGGGCAAGAAGACCCUAACAGUUUGCGCCAUAAGUACAACUUCAUCGCUGACGUGGUGGAGAAGAUCGCCCCUGCCGUGGUUCACAUCGAGCUGUUUCGCAAGCUUCCGUUUUCUAAGAGGGAGGUGCCGGUGGCCAGUGGGUCUGGCUUUAUCGUGUCCGAAGAUGGAUUGAUUGUGACAAACGCCCACGUGGUGACCAACAAGCAUCGGGUCAAGGUCGAGCUGAAGAAUGGUGCCACUUAUGAAGCCAAAAUCAAGGAUGUGGAUGAGAAGGCAGACAUCGCGCUUAUCAAAAUUGACCACGAGGGGAGGUUGCCUGUCCUGCUGCUUGGCCGCUCCUCAGAGCUGAGGCCCGGGGAGUUUGUGGUCGCCAUCGGAAGCCCGUUUUCCCUUCAAAACACCGUCACCACCGGGAUCGUCAGCACCACCCAGCGCGGUGGCAAAGAGCUGGGGCUCCGGAACUCGGACAUGGACUACAUCCAGACGGACGCCAUCAUCAACUAUGGAAACUCAGGAGGCCCGUUAGUCAACCUGGACGGCGAGGUGAUUGGGAUUAACACUCUGAAGGUGACAGCUGGAAUCUCCUUUGCAAUCCCAUCUGAUAAGAUUAAGAAGUUCCUCACCGAGUCCCAUGACCGACAGGCCAAAGGCAAGGCCAUCACCAAAAAGAAGUAUAUUGGCAUCCGGAUGAUGUCACUUACUUCCAGCAAAGCCAAAGAGCUAAAGGACCACCAUCGAGACUUCCCAGAUGUGCUUUCGGGAGCAUAUAUCAUCGAAGUCAUUCCUGAUACCCCAGCAGAAGCUGGAGGGCUCAAGGAAAAUGAUGUCAUAAUCAGCAUCAACGGACAGUCCGUGGUCUCUGCCAGUGACGUCAGCGAUGUCAUUAAAAAGGAGAACACCCUGAACAUGGUUGUCCGCAGGGGCAAUGAAGACAUUAUGAUCACAGUGAUUCCCGAAGAAAUCGACCCGUAGGGAGAGGCAUGAGCUGGAUUUCAUGUUUCCUGCAAAGACUCUCCAGUGGACGAUGCAUGAUGACUCUGGGCGGGUGGCACGGCGCCCCCAGGACUUUGGACCAUGUUGUUUGUCCAGCAGAAACACCUGGCCAACAGAAUCCUUCUUGAUAGUUUGCAGGCGAAACAAAUGUAAUGUCGUAGAUCUGCAGGCAGAAGCUCGCCCUUCUGUAUCCUAUGUACUCAGUGUGCUUUUCCUUGCCAGCUUGGACUGUUCCUGCUUAGACAGUCAACAUUUGUCUCUUCCUUUUACCGAGUCAUCAUCUUAGUCCGACUAAGGCAGUUGAUGUAACGCGUAGAUGGAGGAAAGUCCCGUGGGAGCCAGGAUGGUCCUGGGCACGUUUCCGCUUUCCUCCUAGUCAGCACCCAGAGGAGGUCGACGCCAGAGACCACCGCUGGGUGAAUGCUGGCUUCCAGAAGGGCCAGAGUCGCCUCUUUUAGGAAACUCUUCAGAACUGGGAGCACAGUGACUUUGAGUUUGAGCUAUUAAAACCCUUCUUCAUA